AUGGCUGCAGAGAACUCCUCUUCUGUGACAGAGUUCAUCCUUGCAGGCUUAACGGACCAGCCAGGACUCCGGAUCCCCCUCUUCUUCCUGUUUCUCGGUUUCUAUGUGGUCACUGUAGUGGGGAACUUGGGCUUGAUAAUGUUGAUUGGGCUGAAUUCGCACCUGCAUAUUCCCAUGUACUUUUUCCUCCUCAACUUGUCUUUUAUUGAUUUCAGUUACUCCACCACCCUCACUCCUAAAAUGCUGGUAGGUUUUGUCUCAAAGAAGAACACCAUUUCCUAUGCAGGGUGCAUGACUCAAUUUUUUUUCUUCUGUUUCUUUGUAUUUUCUGAAUCCUACAUCUUAUCAGCCAUGGCAUAUGACCGUUAUGUUGCCAUCUGUAAACCACUGCUGUACAUGGUCACCAUGUCUCCCCAGAUGUGUUUACUCCUUUUGUGGGGUGUUUAUGGGAUGGGAGUUUUUGGGGCUGUGGCCCACAUGGUAAACUUAAUGUUUAUAACCUUUUGUUCAGACAACCUUAUCAAUCACUAUAUGUGUGAUAUCAUACCACUCCUUGAGCUGUCCUGCAAUAGCUCCUAUGUACAUUUGCUAGUGGUCUUCAUUGUUGUGACCAUUGGCAUCGGGGUGCCCAUUGUUACCAUUUUUAUAUCUUACGGUUUUAUUCUUUCCAGCAUUUUCCACAUUAGCUCCACUGAGGGCAGGUCAAAAGCAUUUAGUACCUGCAGUUCCCAUAUUAUUGUGGUAUCUCUUUUCUUUGGGUCAGGAGCUUUUAUGUACCUCAAACCACCUUCCAUUCUGCCUCUGGAUCAGGGAAAGGUGUCUUCCAUUUUCUACACUGCUGUGGUACCCAUGUUCAAUCCAUUAAUCUAUAGCUUGAGGAAUAAGGAUGUCAAAAUUGCCCUGAAGAAAACCCUGAGCAGAAAAAUCUUCUCUUGA
Marmota flaviventris (yellow-bellied marmot) is the source of this 936-nucleotide messenger RNA. RefSeq names its product olfactory receptor 8B12-like. Gene Ontology annotation, biological process: G protein-coupled receptor signaling pathway. Lineage: Eukaryota; Metazoa; Chordata; Mammalia; Rodentia; Sciuridae. Gene Ontology annotation, cellular component: membrane. Gene Ontology annotation, molecular function: G protein-coupled receptor activity; olfactory receptor activity. The record is from RefSeq and is a predicted model, not a curated record.